AUGUCUGCAGCAGCACAGCAGCCAAAUGCUAAGGCAGGCAGCCCUAAUGACUUUCUCAAAGGCGUCAUUGGCAAGAACGUCAAUGUUCGUCUCAAUUCCGGUAUCGACUACCGCGGCGUGCUCUCGUGCUUGGAUGGCUACAUGAACAUCGCGCUCGAGCAAACAGUCGAGUACGUCGAUGGUAUCAAGAAGAACUCGUACGGUGACGCUUUCAUUCGAGGUAACAAUGUAAUGUACAUCACCGCUUUGGAAAAGUAA
Mycosarcoma maydis (corn smut) is the source of this 258-nucleotide messenger RNA. Its product is annotated as putative U6 snRNA-associated Sm-like protein LSm6. Gene Ontology annotation, biological process: maturation of SSU-rRNA; mRNA splicing, via spliceosome. The record is from RefSeq and is a predicted model, not a curated record. Lineage: Eukaryota; Fungi; Basidiomycota; Ustilaginomycetes; Ustilaginales. The coding region runs from base 1 to 258 and encodes 85 amino acids. Gene Ontology annotation, cellular component: sno(s)RNA-containing ribonucleoprotein complex; P-body; U4/U6 x U5 tri-snRNP complex. Gene Ontology annotation, molecular function: RNA binding. The transcript is spliced from 2 exons.